GCCGCCGCCGCCGCUCUCCCGCCUCCUGCCGGCUGCCGAGCUCUUGCUGCGGCUGCGGUUCUGGCGGCCGAGUCCCCGCCGCGCUGCAGCCCAGCUCCAGCGCGCAGACCGACCGGCGCGUCUGCUUCACUGCCCGCAGCCUUCUAAUCCUCGCCCUGCGCUGCGGCAGGUGCCCCGGGCGUUCUGAGGAGCAGCGGCUUGAGCCGGGCCGCCAUCGAUGACCCUGGCUGCAGACCUCCUCCAGGCUGGCCACCCCGUGUCUUUUUUUAUCUUCUGUGUUGAAUAUUAAAUCAUGGGGAGGAAGCUGGACCUGUCUGGUUUGACUGAUGAUGAAACAGAACAUGUUCUUCAGGUGGUUCAAAGAGACUUCAAUCUUCGCAAAAAAGAAGAAGAACGACUAAGCGAGCUGAAGCAGAAGUUGGAUGAGGAGGGCAGCAAGUGCAGCAUCCUCUCGAAGCACCAGCAGUUCGUGGAGCACUGCUGCAUGCGCUGCUGCUCACCUUUCACCUUCCUGGUCAACACCAAGCGCCAGUGCGGAGACUGCAAGUUCAAUGUCUGCAAGAGCUGCUGCUCUUACGAGAAGCAUGAGAAAGCCUGGGUCUGCUGCGUCUGCCAGCAAGCAAGGCUUCUGAGGACCCAGUCUCUGGAAUGGUUUUAUAAUAAUGUUAAGAGCCGCUUCAAGCGCUUUGGCAGUGCCAAGGUCCUUAAGAACCUGUACAGGAAACACCGGCUGGAGAGUGGAGCAUGCUUCGACAUUCUAGGAGGAAGCUUUUUUGAGUCAAACCUAGAGAAUGAAGGAAGCAUUUCUGGCAGCGAUUCAACAUUUUAUAGACAAUCAGAAGGACAUAGUGUGAUGGACACCUUGGCGGUGGCCCUGCGGGUGGCUGAAGAAGCCAUCGAAGAAGCAAUUUCCAAAGCAGAAGCCUAUGGGGACAGCCUGGACAAGCAGAAUGAGGCCAGUUACCUGCGGGACCACAAGGAGGAGCUAACUGAGGAGCUGGCCACAGCGAUCUUGCAGAAGAUCAUAAGAAAACAGAAGAGCAAAAGCGAGCAGCAAACGGAAGAAGAGCCAGCGUGGCCACAGCCCCAGAGCUGCAGCGUGAAGGCAGCAGAUGAGGGGACCACAGUCCCCCCAGGAGGCUGCAGGGCUUCUGCCACCCUCUGGCGGUCCCAGUCUGCCUUCUCCAUCACUGGGGAAGAUGCCCUGAAGACCUCAUCACUGGGGGCAGUGUCAAGGCCACCAAGGGACCAGGGCCACCACCCAAGGGAGGAGUCUGCUCUGCCCAGCUGGAAGAGCAUGGACAGGCUGGACGAAACAAACCUGGCCCCGGUUUUGCAGAGCCCAGAUGGGAACUGGGUGGCCCUGAAGGAUGGCGCUCCACCCCCGACACGCCUGUUGGCCAAACCCAAGAGUGGGACAUUCCAGGCCCUGGAGGUGACCUCCAAUGUGGUGUCCGCCUAUGACGAGAUGGGCUCUGACAGCGAAGAGGACUUUGACUGGAGUGAGGCCUUGAGCAAGCUAUGCCCACAGUCCCAGGGCCUACCCAGGAACCCCCAGCCUCAGCCCAUGCAGGCCCAGAGCUCUGAGCAAGGCCUCCUAGCUGCCUCCUCCUCCUCUGGGCUCUCUCCCAACCCCGAGGCCAUAUGCUCUGACUCAGAGACCUCCUCAGCUGGCUCUUCCCGGGAGGCUGGGCGCCGAGCUAGACUGUCCUGGUUGCAGAGGAAGGGCCCCAGGACCCCUGCAGCUGAGAAGAUGCGCAUACAGGGGGAGCUGGACGUGAACUUCAACCCCCAGGUGGCCAGCAGGGAGACCUCAGACAGCAGUGAGCCAGAGGAGGCCCUCCACGCUGGAGACCGAAGGGCCAGGAGGUGGAGAAGGGCCCGAGCGGGAUCAGAGGAGCCAAGCAAGGAACCAUCUUCCCCCAGCACUCAUCCCCAGGACCUGGCCACCCAGCAGGUGUCAGGUGAUUUAUCCGAGGCUGACAUCAGCAAGGAGGCUCGCCCCCCCCGGACUCCCACAGACACCACGGAGGAGAAACUGAGAAACAGAUUGUAUGAGUUAGCAAUGAAAAUGAGUGAAAAGGAGACUUCAUCAGGGGAGGAUCAGGAGUCCGAGCCCAAGACAGAAUCUGAGAACCAGAAGGAAAGUCUGUCCUCUGAAGACAACAGCCAGAGUGUUCAGGAAGAGCUGAAGAAGAAGUAUUCUGCUGUUUCUCUCUGCAACAUCUCCACAGAAGUCCUGAAAGUCAUCAACGCCACAGAGGAGUUGAUAGCAGAGUCUACAGGGCCCUGGGAGUCCCCACCAGUCCCUCCUGACAGAAAGAAGGGGACAUUUCCUCUUGGGACCGACCAAGUGCGACUGGAUGAGCAGCUGACCUCCCUGGAAGAAAACGUGUACCUGGCAGCAGGCACUGUGUACGGCCUGGAGAGCCAGCUGACUGAGCUGGAAGAUGCUGCCCGCUGCAUCCACAGUGGCACCGAUGAGACCCAACUGGCAGAUCUGGAGGACCAGGUGGCCACAGCUGCAGCCCAGGUCCACCAUGCUGAAAUCCAGAUUUCUGACAUCGAGAGCCGGAUUUCAGCCCUGACCAUCGCAGGAUUAAACAUAGCACCAUGUGUGCGCCUCACAAGAAAGCGGGAUCAGAAGCAAAGGAACCAGGUACAAACCAUAGACACAUCAAGGCAGCAGAGGAGGAAAUUGCCUGCUCCACCAGUGACAGCUGAAAAAACUGAGACAUCUUCAGUGACCACUGUUAAAACAUUUAACCGCAACUUCAUUCUCCAAGGCUCCUCAACGGACAGACCUAAAGAAAGAAAAAGCACCACCAAGGAUUUGACGGAGCCCGCUCUGGAGUCAGCUGUGAUGUAUUAAUGCCGUGGAACCCCACUACCAGUGACCCACUGCCUCGGCCAUACACGACAGUGCCUUGACCCAACAGCCAUUGACUACUGUAUGGAUUUCCACCUGAGGAGAAGGCCUAGGGAGGCCACAGUGCACCAUCACACAGGGCUGUCCUGAUACCUCACCAGAAAGCUGUCUCAGACUUCAGCAUUGAGGUCUUGCCCAUUCUCGCCUUAGGCUCCCAGGGGAAUCCAAGACAGAAAACCAAGAUGCUGGCUUCCAACAACAGAGCUCCAUGUUCAAAACAUACAUCUUUUCCCUGUUCGCUUUGCUACUGUGUGUUGACUUGAAGAUCUUUGGUUUUCUUAUCCCUUUGAUUCAGCUAGAAGUCCAUGUCAAUAAUUUGUCCAAGGGAAAAUUGUUGGCGGGGGUAGAGAGGUAGGGAUUAUUAUUUAAUUUAUCAUCAGUGCUUAUUAAUGUCUCACAAGCAUCUCUGUCUUACAAAUGCUAAGGGAAAAACCAGCCCCUGCAGUCAGCACGAGGGACAGUCUAAUUUGGGGACUGUUCCCCAUCAAGGCUACAGGUCUCCCUUCAGCCACCUCCUUCCUGCUAAGCCUGAGCUCACCCUGCUACCAGCCAUUCCCAUUGCUUUACAGUCACCAGCCACUGGAUGGAAAGCUCUGACUCACCCAUGCCACUCCUGGGUCUACAUGAAACAAUGUCUCAUUAACAAUUUAGGGUUCUUCCAUGGGCUUCGUGAGUUUGCCUACUCUUAAAGGUAGAGGGACUUGAAAAAGACUACCAUUGGUUCAACUUGAAGGCACUGUCCAGAAUCAAAAUGAUGCAGUUUAGCAAUGACCACAUCUAAAAAAAUGGAUUAUUUAAGAAUAUAACCACAUGAAAACAUUUUUGUCCUCCAAAAUUUAUUUCCCAAUAAAUAUUCAGCAAAGUAGCAAAACGAUCUUAAAAAUAAAAAUGGUUAGGGAAUAGGCUUAGAAAAUUUACAGGCCUAAGAAAAGCAAGGACAAAUCAUGGAUAUGAGUUGAUACUAACGCCACAUUUGUGGUCUAUUUUGACCUGUCUCAAAGGCAUGACAAUUUAGAGUGUGCUUAUAAAAGCAAAUGGAACUGGGAUUUUACUCUUCAGUUGGGCAUUAGCAACCUUUUUAAAAAAAUGUUUUCUCCUAAAUCUAAGGAAGAAAGCAAAAGAUGGGAGGUAAGAGAAUAGUAUGAUUAAUGUGUGUUAAGUGCCUGCUCCGAAGGAGGCAAUGUUCUCAUUCUAAUCCUUAUAGCAACCCUAUUCAGUAGGUAUUCUUGUUUUUUUAGAUUUGAUAACUAAGGGCCAGAGAGAUUAAUUUGCCAAAGCCACAACUUUAAUCUACUUAUGAUUGGAAUGCCUCACAAAAACCUAACUGUGUUGCUUUCAACUUCUAUGUUCUUUUGCUGCUAUGUGUAUUUCCAGACCUGAUUUGCUGCUAAUUCCUGUGCUUAUGAUCCAUUCCUGAUGGGGGUCUGUGUAUCUCCCAGUAAUACUCCUUGCUGAUGCCAUGUAUGUGUUAUCCAACAGAAAUGACUCCUUUGAAAUAAGUCCUUGGCUUUUUAUUCUGUUGGUGUGAUUCAAAGCCAAACAAAUAAAAACAAGUUUUUAAAAAACACAACAACAACAAAAAAAGGUCUGACUUCCAAAUAGAACGUUUUCUUUAAGAGGCAUGAAAAGCAACUAUUGUUGUGUUACAGUGUUAAAAUAUUCAGUUUUCUUUGACAAAAACGUGUACUGUGUAAGCCUUGCAAAAACAAAAAGAAGAAGCCUGCUCUGUGGCAUUUGAAUUUUUAUAAAGGUUUCCUUGUGCCAAAUAAGUGCAAAGAUUUAAUUUACUAUUAAAAACCAUAAGCAUAUGUUAUAGUUCCAGAAGAAUUAUUUUGUCAUCAAGUGAUUUUGAUCUUUAGUGUUAAUAUUUAUAUUUAGAUUAAUUUUUAUAAAUGAAGAUAUUUUAAUGGUUUAAGAAAAUGAGGACCAUAGGACAGUAUCUUUGAUGAUUUCUGAAAGUUAUGCUUCCCUUCAUAUUAUAUGCACAUUGCCAAGAAUUACUGUCAAGAGAAAUGAUAAAGAAGUAAAAGUCAUUUAUGGAAAUAAA
Molecule: messenger RNA, 4976 nt
Organism: Otolemur garnettii (small-eared galago)
Lineage: Eukaryota; Metazoa; Chordata; Mammalia; Primates; Galagidae
Gene: MYRIP
Product: myosin VIIA and Rab interacting protein
Exons: 17
Coding region: 293-2872 (859 amino acids)
Biological process (GO): intracellular protein transport
Cellular component (GO): cortical actin cytoskeleton
Molecular function (GO): myosin binding; actin binding; small GTPase binding
Source: RefSeq, a predicted model, not a curated record